CACCUGUAACUAUGUAAAGUCCUAUGUUGACGGCGCACCUGUUGGGUAAACAGAAAGAAAGUUUCAGGUGACUUGCCACAUGGCGGACCUUCAUAACAUACCGAUAUUUCCUGGUGCCAGGCUAGAUCUUCUGAGGCCCUCAUCUCCCAGUGUAUACCACGAGAAGGAAGUGGUGACCGAGAUUUCCCGGUGUCGACAGCUGGUGCACGUGCUUCAGAGGGAAUGCAUCAUCUCGGUGUCGGGGGAGGGCGUGGCCCUGGGGCGGGAGGGACCGCUGACACUACUCCUUGUGGGCACCUUCUACGGGAAGGUAUAUGCGUUUGACUGUUUGGUGAACAACCGACUAUUCGACAAAGGAGGGCUACGAUUCCUUCUGGAGAACACAAAAGUUCUCAAAGUGGCCUUUUCAUGUUGUUUUUUAAGUGCCGCUUUAUUUACACAGUUUGCUGUUCGUCUCCGUAACGUGUUCGAUACUCAAAUAGCUCAUCUAGUCAUCCGGGAAUUUGAGGGCCGGAAGUUACCAGAACGUCUGACUCUGUUUGAUAUUUGUCAGUGCUAUUCUGGGACCGGAAAUCCUUAUGGCUGGAGGACAGAUGUCAAGGACAUGUACCUUCGGAAAAUGGGUGACUACUGGUCACAGCGACCUUUGACCUGUGAGAUGUUAGAGUUUGCCGCCGAUGACGUCAUGUCCUUCAUUCCGGAAGUCUACAGAAGACAGUCCGAGUUUCUAGAGGAACACAAACUAAUGCCCAAAUUCAGGGCGCGGGUUGAAGAGGAAAUCCUGGUUGAGAUCAACCAGGAGGUCAAGAACAUGCGCGGUAAAAGAAUCGAAGCCAUCGUAAUGGAGGUGUUACAUGACCUUGACAAACAGUAUAAGGACAAAAAAAUUAAGAUAGAGGAGUUGUCAGAAGACCAUAUGUACGCCCUUCAUCUUCUCCAGUUUAACGACGCCAAGUCAAUAUCACCGCAAAUUGACAAAUUAAAAACAGACUACAUCAUGGACGAAAUGAAGGCGGUGGAAAAUGACCUUUACACAGAUCAAAUGAUGAUCACCAAUAGAAACGGCCUUGGCGAUGACCUCAAAUUGUGGGAAAAACACCCGGAUGAAAACGUCAGGCGAAAGGCUCGAAUGUUGCGACUAGAAAUUUACAAAUUGAUUCUGAAGGAGAUUGGUCGUCGAUAUUCUGGGUUUUCUGUGCCUCAGGUUUUCAGUGAGCUGGAAAAGCAAGCUCUUAGGUCUGUGACCCCGGUGUCGACCUCUGACCUUAACUAUGACCCCUUUGUUUUGGGUCAGCACUGGAUUGUUGUGGAACAUGACAUCGACCAAGCUUUGUUUAACCUGAGGUUCGGACACCCGCACCUUCAGAUUUCAAAAGAAUUCAGUGACCGACUUAAAUCUUAUGACAAACUAGAUGUACCAGGAAACAUUCAAAUGAAGGCCAAGCUUCUUCUCUCUUUACAGUCUAGUAAAGGAACGACAUACGGUUGACCUGCGAGUUACCGGAAUCUAGAAAAUUGUAGCUCAGUCCCGAUAUUCUUAUGCAGAAAUAAUAUUCCGUGGAGCGCUUGCUUAAUGAAAGAAAGUAAAGCAAAUUUCAGUUAUCUUUGAAAAUGUUAUCGAAUAAAAUACUACAAUGUG
Saccostrea cuccullata (small rock oyster) is the source of this 1639-nucleotide messenger RNA. RefSeq lists its product as uncharacterized. NCBI's taxonomy places the organism in Eukaryota, Metazoa, Mollusca, Bivalvia, Ostreida, Ostreidae. Gene Ontology annotation, biological process: nucleobase-containing compound metabolic process. The transcript is spliced from 7 exons. Bases 80 to 1489 code for a protein of 469 amino acids. Gene Ontology annotation, molecular function: nucleic acid binding; 3'-5' exonuclease activity. The record is from RefSeq and is a predicted model, not a curated record.